CUGAUGAAGCCCUGCUCGUCCAGUAACAUCUUGACAGUGUAUUAAUCUAAUCGAAAUAGUCGAUAAGAUUUUGCAUUUGUUCCGUGGUUUAUACUUUAAUUAAAAAUGAGUAAAAUAACCGCCAAAACUGGCCCUAGUCCGGAUACGAAUGAUUUCCAAGAAGUUGAAGUGCCAGUUCCAUGGGGAAAAAUUUGUGGAAAAUGGUAUGGUCCUAGGAACGUCCAACCGAUUCUCGCAAUCCACGGUUGGCAAGAUAACUGCGGCACAUUUGACAGAUUAGCUCCUAUUAUCCAAAAAGAAGGUUUCCCAAUCUUCUGUAUCGACCUUCCCGGUCACGGUUACUCUACCCCUUAUCCCAAAGGUCUCGUUUAUAACCAUUGGUACGAUGGGGUAUACAUCAUCCGAAGACUUGUCAAAUUUUUCGGUUGGAAAAAAAUUACCAUAAUAGGACAUUCCUUGGGUGGGGGAAUGGCCUACUUAUACGCCUCAACUUAUCCCGAUGAAGUGGAAAAGUUCGUCAGUUUCGACAAUUGUAGCCCCAGUUUUAGGAAUCCUAAGAAGGUACUGGGCUUAGCUGCUGCGAACAUAGAUAAACUGUUCGAUUACGAAAAGGGUUCCGAGGAUUCUCUUUGUUACGAUUAUCCAGAAAUGUUGAACAUCUUCAUAGAGGGUCAUCACGGUUCUUUGGACGUGGAUAGUGCUGAGAUGUUACUGAGACGCGGACUGAAGCCUUCUCCGGACAAGGAAAAUUGUUUCGCUUUCACAAGAGAUCCUAGAUUGAAAAUCGAUGCCUUCACUUUCUUCACCAUAGACAAACUUCUAGAUUUCUCCGCUAGGAUAACUUGUGAAGUAUUGAACAUAAGGGCGGAUGAUGGUAUGAAAUUCGACAUGGAUGAAUUCUACGAUCACGUUUUAGACCCGAUUGAAUCUUCGUCUAAGCGAUUCGAGAGGGUUGUUGUCGAAGGGAAACAUCACGUUCACUUAACCGGCGUCGAUAUUGUGGCACCAAUUGUUUUGAACUUCUUAAAAACAAGUGCCGAUUAGAAAAAUAACUUUUGUAUUAAUUACGUUGAAAUUAAAGAUUUUUAAGGACA
Molecule: messenger RNA, 1094 nt
Organism: Diorhabda carinulata
Lineage: Eukaryota; Metazoa; Arthropoda; Insecta; Coleoptera; Chrysomelidae
Product: probable serine hydrolase
Exons: 3
Coding region: 106-1044 (312 amino acids)
Source: RefSeq, a predicted model, not a curated record